AUGGUUUAUUGGUUUAAGUGCUAUGACCUUACUAUUUCUAAGCAAAAAAAGAACAGAGUGGAAAAGAGAGGAAAAAUUACAGUAAAACCAAAAGAAAAUUGCAAGGAGAAGAACGAAGAAACGACACAACUACGUUUCAGCACCGCUUCGACAACCCGACUACGACUCCCCAUCAGACCCACUAAUCUCCUUCGUCGUCAAAGAAACCACCUCGUCGGAAAUCCAGAUUACCGGCCGAUUCCCCGGCGAAGCCACUGCCCGCUUCCGAUCUGCGCUCAUCUGCCGUCACGCUCCGACGGACAGUUACACGCGAACUCAGCCCUCACCAUCAUGAGUCGACCACAUUUUUCUGAGCUAUUUGGCACUGUUCACCGUUGA
Vicia faba (fava bean) is the source of this 378-nucleotide messenger RNA. The record is from the annotation of a GenBank genome assembly. Lineage: Eukaryota; Viridiplantae; Streptophyta; Magnoliopsida; Fabales; Fabaceae.